AUGAUGAGCUCGCCAAAGAUGACCCCAGCAAAAGUGUCUGCACCUGCAGACACUGCCGUGUCCGUGCCUGCUUCUGCAGGCACCACCACUCCCGCGGCGACAGAAGAGAAACUUUCUGUCGCUCAAUAUCACCUUCUGCAACAGCAGAAGCGUGCCCAGGACUCAGCUGGCACCCCGUCAGCUAUCCUGUACGGUUCGUCAGUGUUGAACACCGACGGCAGCAUCCCGAUUGACUUUGGGUCUGACAUCGAGGAUGUCACCAUGAAGGAGGACGAGGCCUCCUCGUCCUCGGCUGCCGAGUCUAAGGCGGCCGAAACAACGCUCGAUCCACUCACUGGAUCGUGGCGAACGCGCGAUGAUGAUCCGAAUA
Molecule: messenger RNA, 370 nt
Organism: Phytophthora nicotianae INRA-310
Lineage: Eukaryota; Oomycota; Peronosporomycetes; Peronosporales; Peronosporaceae
Exons: 1
Source: RefSeq, a predicted model, not a curated record